This is a messenger RNA of Rotaria socialis, 792 nucleotides long. NCBI's taxonomy places the organism in Eukaryota, Metazoa, Rotifera, Eurotatoria, Philodinida, Philodinidae. The record is from the annotation of a GenBank genome assembly.
AUGGAUCUUAAUCAUCGCUUGAAUGAAGUUGAACAAUCAUCAACUGUUUAUAUUAAUCAAGCUGAAAAAUUUCAUGCCGAAGCAACUCAAUUAACAUCUCUUUUAGAAAAAUCGUUUCUUGAAGCAGAACAAUUUAUCAAUAGUCGUAUGCAAAAAUUAUCAGCACAACAGACUGAAACAAGUCACCAAGUAGAUAAUGAACAAGCACGUUUAUUAGCUAUGCGUUCAAAACUUGAUACAACAUUAACGAAAUUAACACAAUGCCAUCAAGAAGCCAUACGCUUACAAUCAAAUACUGAUUCUCGUUUUCGUUUAAUGCUGAAUACAGCGAAAGGUCGUUUAGAACAAGUCGAAAGGCUUAAAGCAAAAAUGAUUCGUUAUGAAAAUUCACUUGAAAUAUCAUCACCAAUAUGUGAAGAUACAAAUAUGAUUUUAAAUAAAACUGAAAAUUCAACAACAAGAAAAUUUGAAGGUGAAUUAAAACGUGUAACUGAACAAUUAAAAAAAGUUAUUGACUUAGGUACUGAAGCUCGAAAUGAAACGCAAAUAUUACACGGACAAUACGAUACCGAUGUAAAUCGUCAAAUGGCUGUAUUAAUGCGUCAUGAUAAAACUGAACGUGAACAAAUGAGUACAUUAAUCGAACAUAAACAAAGUUUAAGACGUGAAAUUGAUUGGAUAUAUGAACAGAAGAGAAUGAUUGAUGAUUUUAUAUCUAGAAUGGCUCCAACACUUGAUAAAUGUUUAUGCGAAGGUCCACCGAUAAGUCAUUCGAAUCAAGCAGUCCGAUAA